CAGAAUACCUUCAGUUAACGUGACAUGCGAUCUCUCUUAUUGAUAGCGCUCUUUGCGCUAUGCAGCACAGUUGCUGCCCAAGGCUGGUCGAAUGCUCCCGACUGCGAUGCUGACCCUGAUCGUCAGUUCUACCCACAUGACGACUGCGUCAAGUAUUGGUGGUGCAUCAACGGCGAGGCGCAGCUGAUGCUGUGCAGCCCCUGGACGUACUUCAACCCCCAGACGUCCCGCUGCGACUUCCCCGAGAACGUCGACACCAGCAACUGCCGCGUGUGGACGUGCGAGGCGGACGGCAUAACUUACGCUGGCACGGAAUGCAACGAGUACUUCGAAUGUGAGCACGGAGAGCCUGUACAGAAGUUUUGUGCGGACGGGCUCUAUUACAACGCAGAUACCGGCUUUUGUGACUUCCCAGCCAAUGUCGACACGAGCACAUGCAACGGCCCAACCACCACCACAUCUACUACCACAACGACGCCAACUACCACGACAACACCAACAACUACGACCACGUCCACGACCACCACUCCAACGACCACUACCACCGCACGCACGACUACCACCAGUGGACCAACGUGGUCGAAACCUCCCGACUGCGACGCUGACCCUGGUCGUCUGUUCUACCCACAUGACGACUGCAUCAAGUACUGGUGGUGCAUCAACGGCGAGGCGAUUCUGAUGCUGUGCAGCCCCGGGACGUACUUCAACCCCCAGACGUCCCGCUGUGACUACCCUGAGAACGUCGACACCAGCAACUGCCGCGUGUGGACGUGCGAGGCGGACGGCAUAACUUACGCUGGCGCGGAUUGCAACGAGUACUAUAGAUGUGAGCAUGGACAGCCUGUACAGAAGUUUUGUACAGACGGACUCUAUUACAACGCAGACACCGGCAUGUGUGACUUCCCAGCCAAUGUCGACACGAGCACCUGCAACAGCCCAACCACUACCACAUCUACUACCACAACGACGCCAACUACCACGACAAUACCAACAACCACGACAACCUCUCCUACGACCACUACCACUUCGCCAACUACCACCGCACGCACGACUACCAUCAGUGGACCAACGUGGCCGAAACCUCCCGACUGCAACGCUGACCCUGGUCGUCAGUUCUACCCAAAUGACGAAUGCAACAAGUAUUGGUGGUGCAUCAACGGCGAGGCGCAGCUGAUGUUGUGCGCCCCCGGGACGUACUUCAACCCCCAGACGUCCCGCUGCGACUUCCCCGAGAACGUCGACACCAGCAACUGCCGCGUGUGGACGUGCGAGGCGGACGGCAUAACUUACGCUGGCGCGGAAUGCAACGAGUACUACGAAUGUGAGCACGGAGAGCCGGUACAGAAGUUUUGUGCGGACGGGCUCUAUUACAACGCAGACACCGGCUUUUGUGACUUCCCAUCCCAUGUCGACACGACCACAUGCAACGUCUCCGCCUUCUGGGACGAAAAAUACGACUAGGAUUGAAAAUUAUGCAAGUUAGAUGAAGACCCCCAGUAAAACCGAAAAAAACAUGAAAAAUAGUUAAUUUGCCAUACGGUUCAACGUAGCCUUCAAUAGUAGUUAUGUAGGUUAUAUUGGUUAAAUGAGAUAUAUUCAUCAUACGGAUGGCCAUAUAGAUGGAAUAAGUCACACGUAUGGAUUUAUAGAUAUUGAUCAUAUGGAUAGUCAUGGUCAUAUGAGCAAUGGUGUUCGUAUGGGUGAUCAUCGAAAGCACGAGGAACGCAUUCAAAUAUUAUACUCACAUUUAUUCAAGAA
Molecule: messenger RNA, 1758 nt
Organism: Hyalella azteca
Lineage: Eukaryota; Metazoa; Arthropoda; Malacostraca; Amphipoda; Hyalellidae
Product: integumentary mucin C.1-like
Exons: 8
Coding region: 25-1461 (478 amino acids)
Cellular component (GO): extracellular region
Molecular function (GO): chitin binding
Source: RefSeq, a predicted model, not a curated record